AUUUCACCCCUCUUUCCAAACAUCCAGCUGUGACGCCGCCCAUCCCUCCCUCCAUCCAUCUCACGUGUCUGUGUUUCCUGUUCUUGCACAAUCCUCUUGUUUUCUCCGUGGCUCUUGCUCAGAUGAAUGAAGGUGAAAUCACCGAUUGGAAUUCUUUGCAAUAAAAACUUUUUCAAGGAAACAUUGCAGUCGUGCACAGUAAGUGCUGCAGGUAUGGCAGAGAAUCAACCGACAGGAGACGCAGGGGAGUACAUCAGCACUAUGACUGGUGGCACUAAACCUCUGCAUCGGUUCCUCAGAGGAGAACCCAAGAGUAUUGGAAUUGUGCUGGUGUUUCUAGGCAUAUGUCUCUUCAUGUUUGGAAUUACUAUGAAAACAGAUCAGGACACUUCAGCCAACAUGUACACCCCCUUCUGGAUUGGGAUUCUGUUCACCAUCUGUGGCAUUCUGUUCAUACUGUCUGAGCGCAACCCAACCAAAAAGAUGAUCACAGCUAGCUUUGCGACGAGUAUAGUCACCACCAUUGGACUAAUGUUCGGUUGCAUAGAUUUUAUAUGGGCUAUAACAAACAUCCAACUCGAGAUCUGGCAUCCAAUGGGGAAUCGCACAGAGAAGGAGCGACAUUUUUAUAUGUCCCUGUGUGUAAUGGAGCAAGUGUUUCUCGCCCACAGCCUGAUAGGAGGUGUUCUGCUUGUAACUAUGAUGAUAUUCGCCAGAGUGGCAUUACGCUCCAGCAGAACACAGGCUGUUGUUGUGAUGAAAAAUGUGUCAACAGUGGUGGAGUGAACAGACACACCACACAAAGAACCACAGAGGCACAUUACACCGUAAAAUACUUUUCUAUGUUAGUAAAAGGUAAAUACAAUGGUAUAACUCAGAUAAUAAUUAAUAUUCAUAUUAAUAGCUGCACAAAUGACAAUCAUAUGUUGUUUAUUUUAUAUUUCUCCUCGAUAUAUAUGACCUUAGUUAUCUAACCUUAUAUGUUACUCACUGUGCAAAGAAUGUGUGCUUGUUAUUCUGGACUUACUUUUGAUAAGCAAAUUAUCUAUAUAGAAUAUAAAAGUAAUGCAAUUGAUUACACCCGGUGUAUGGCACUGUAUGCACAUAUAGUUGAAUGCAAGUAUAACCGAUCAUCUGUUGUCCCUUGAUGAAAAUUACGCCAUGCAGGCAGGUGCUCAGACGCGGACGGUCGUACUAUACUUUGGCCUUAACACACACAUGCACUGUCACGGUACAGAUUGGCAGAACUCAGGCGCAGGCAGGUGAAUGUUAAACAAAAAACUCUAAAACACUAAAACAUACACCCUCAAUGGGGAAGAAGCACGAAAAACAAUAAAAGAUUUAAAACUGAAAACCUCCCGCAAGGGACACCAAACAAACCAGGCAAAAACAGAAAUCCAAAUGAUCAAUCCAAAAAACACCAAGGGAACAAUUAACAGGAACAAUGUAAUCCAACACGAAGAGACAUGUGAAACAAACAAACCGACCAACAGCAAAGCAAUCAGGAACAUUAAAUAGGAGGAAACUAAUGGGGUGAGAUUACAAAGGGAUCGGGACGGGCAGGUGACAAGGCAUUCAACGGGCAGAAGAUGAGAGAGGUGACGAACGUUAAACACUAACGGGGAAACAAGGGGGCGUAGCUAAACGAAAAACAGGAGGACACGCGGCGAAUUAUCAAAACAUACCGCCACGUGUCUCCACAUAAAACAAAACAUACACACAAGACAUGGUACUGUCACAACCCUGUCCACAAGGCACGAAAUCUAAGAACAGAAAGGACAGGAUCGUCACAGGCACAAUCCAAGUUCUUCUACCACUGAAAUAAUUUUAGAUACAUUAUCUAAAGGUCGAAAAACACCAUAAAUACCAUGCACUGGGCUGUGUUUCACCUUUUCUGUUUUUCCUGUUUGCCCCUGUAAAGCAGCUUUGGAACAAUGCACAUUGUGAAAAGCGCUAUAUAAAUAAACUUGAAUUGAAAAACUACAAAGUGUUUUUUUCGAAAGUGCACAAGGUAUAUUUUAAAGUCUGUAUUGAUCAGACAGAAUUUUUAUUGAUCUGGGCUUUAAAAGCUGCGUUUGUGAACAAUAUAGAUACAGAAAAGUAUUUUAUCAGCAAACACAUCACUUUACUUUUUAUGAAUUUAUGUACCAUCUCGAACACUUUACAUUGCUCAUUAAAGGUUCCUGUAGCUCAUUUUUGUUAAUAGUGCCAAGGUCAGGAAUUAGAUUCACAGGGAACACAUGUUGUAGAAUCUACCCCUAAAAUGCAACCUGAAGUCACUUUGGAUAAAAAGCAAACCCAGAGGCAAACAGGAAUUUUAAGAGCUAAGUGUGACGGUCUUGCCUGGGCGGUCUGCACAAUGGAGAUAUAAACGUGGAAAUAGGGGUUUCACUUCACAGAGAAUAAAUCAGUUCUACAUAAAACACAAGACAAUGCACAAAUUAAUUGCGAUUGUGCCUCGUUAUACGAAGUCAAAAUAACUCGAUAUAAAAUAACACACUCGACGCCAACAACGCAUCAGAAGAUACAUUACAAGUUAAUUGCAGGAUAAAUCCACAAUAAAGGGGUUAUUUAUGAGUUUUUGACACUUUUAACUGUUUAUUCUCUGACUCCUCAGAACAUACAACUUACCCACAGCAUGUCUCGUUAUCUCUGCUGUUGGCGGUCCCUAUUCCAUACUAAUGCCAUCACGCAUAAGACAGAUGGCGCUGUCCCCAUUUAUGCAGUAAUUUAACAAUUUACUCUCCGGUACAUAAGCUUGCGUACGUUUAGUGGGAUUUUGUAUGACACCUGGCAUGUUACUUGAAAGUUAGUUUGUACGCAAUAACGUUAUUAACGCGACAAUGUAACAGCGAGUGUUUUAUGGCUUUAAACAGCUUUAUUUAUAGUUCAUACAAAACAAGUUUGUGCUUCAGAAACGCAGUGACGUGACGCCAUGUGCAAACAACCUACGAACAAUGUCAUCGGAUAACCUGUCAAAAUAUUAUACUCACAAAAGUAAAUGAGUUAGGACAACUCAAUACAAAAAAAGCUGAAAAUUAAAUGAACAUUUCUGAAUUAAAGUUUUUAUGCUAAACGGCUUCGUGGAGCAGCAGCUGUACAGAGCGUUCUCGCCCCAUGAAGCAUCAUCCGUGCCAAGGUAUGAUGCUCAUUGUUUUAUUGUGAUUAGUAAAAAACCAUUUAAGUGAAAGACUUCAACGAGUGCUUCUCUCUGUUCUGUUGGUGAUGGUGGCCGGACGAAACAGAGGGUUUGAAUCUGUCAGCUUCUUCAACCUCAAAGAUGCGACUACUUCUGCGCCGGUCUUGAACGGGCGUAUGCCUAUCCGCCACUAUCGUCUCUGCAUUUGGCGAAUGUAACUGUAAACUUUCAUAGAACCUUUUUUUUAGACGAAUAAACUACCGAAGAGCUCGUUGAAUGUGUAUUUGUGUGUAUACAUACUUUCAUAUCUGUUCACUAUUUCAAUAUUUGCAUCAGGAACCGAUGUGUUACUGACUAGCCUGCUUGUGCACGUUCACGUUGCGCAUGCGUGAUUACGUAAUUUCCAUCAUUAUUCUGAGAAAGUUUCUCAUUAUUAUCUCGAAAUUUCGACUUAGUUUCUCAUUAUUAUGACUCACUAAUUCUAAAAAAAAUCCAACCCUGGCGGAAAUGGGCUUCCAUACUAUGCUGUCGUCCAGGCCUGUUUAUACACGAGCCUCCGCUGACCGCGCGCACAACUCCCCAAAUGGACGACUGUACCGGUCAGCCAAAAUCUCUUUAAAGCUCUCGAGUAAUCACGGCAUCGCGCCUGAAGAGGACAUAUGAUAACUCUGCAUAAAAAACACCAAUCACAUUAAGUAUAUUUGAGGUGUUUUUUGUUAUAUUUAUGCUUCUGUAAUUAUCUGUCGUGAAUCAUGCUCGAUGCUGUUUUAAUAAAUCUGUUAUGUGAAGUUAAGUAUCUGAACAAACACUUGUUGUUCAUUUUAAUGUUUUUAAACAUGCUUGUAUACUGUUUUAAACGCGAUUUGAUAUCUAUAUAAAUGAAAUGUAUUCCAA
Messenger RNA from Triplophysa dalaica, 4033 nucleotides. RefSeq lists its product as uncharacterized. Bases 127 to 786 code for a protein of 219 amino acids. Gene Ontology annotation, cellular component: membrane. The record is from RefSeq and is a predicted model, not a curated record. Lineage: Eukaryota; Metazoa; Chordata; Actinopteri; Cypriniformes; Nemacheilidae. The transcript has 7 exons.